GUGAAAGCUGCCGGGGCGGUGACUGGAGGGUUCGCCGCCAUCUCCUCCAAUGGAAAUGAGCCAGAGGCGGGUUCAGUGGCGAAAGGAGCAUGGCGUGGAGACAGCUCAAAAAGCGGGCCCAGGAUGCUGUGGUCAUCCUGGGGGGCGGAGGACUUCUCUUCACUUCCUACCUGACAGCCAUGGGGGAUGAACAUUUCUAUGCUGAACACCUGAUGCCGGCUAUGCAGAGGCUGCUGGACCCUGAGUCAGCCCACAGGCUGGCCAUUCGUGUCACCUCCUUGGGGCUCCUUCCUCGUGCCACGUUUCAAGACUCUGACAUGCUGGAAGUGAGAGUCCUGGGCCAUAAAUUCCGAAAUCCAGUUGGAAUUGCUGCAGGAUUUGAUAAGCACGGGGAAGCUGUGGAUGGACUUUACAAGAUGGGCUUUGGUUUUGUUGAGAUAGGCAGUGUCACUCCGAAACCUCAGGAAGGAAACCCCAGACCCAGGGUCUUCCGUCUCCCUGAGGACCAAGCUGUCAUUAACAGAUAUGGAUUUAACAGUCAUGGACUCUCGGUGGUGGAACACAGGUUGCGGGCCAGACGGGAGAAACAGGCCAGGCUCACAGAAGAGGGGCUGCCACUGGGAAUAAACCUGGGGAAGAAUAAGACCUCGGUGGACGCUGCUGCGGACUACGCGGAGGGGGUUCGCGUCCUGGGCCCCUUGGCGGACUACCUGGUAGUGAACGUGUCCAGUCCGAACACGGCUGGGCUGCGGAGCCUUCAGGGAAAGGCGGAGCUGCGCCACCUGCUGACCAAGGUACUGCAGGAGAGGGACGCCCUGCAGGGAGCACGCAAGCCAGCUGUGCUGGUGAAGAUCGCACCCGACCUCACAGCCCAGGACAAGGAGGAUAUUGCUAGUGUGGUGAGAGAGUUGGGCAUCGAUGGAUUGAUUAUCACCAACACCACAGUGAGCCGCCCUGCCAGCCUCCAGGGUGCCCUGCGCUCUGAAAUAGGAGGGCUGAGUGGGAAGCCUCUCCGGGAUUUAUCAACCCAAACCAUCCGGGAGAUGUAUGCACUCACCAAAGGCGGAGUCCCCAUCAUCGGGGUCGGUGGCGUCAGCAGUGGGCAGGACGCGCUGGAGAAGAUCCGGGCGGGGGCCUCCCUGGUGCAGCUGUACACGGCCCUCACCUACCGCGGACCGCCCGUGGUGGGCAGGGUCAAGCGGGAGCUGGAGGCCCUUUUGAAGGAGCAGGGUUUUACCAGAAUCACAGAUGCCAUUGGAGCAGAUCAUCAGAGCUCAAAGCAGAGUUUUAACAGCAUUCCUUCUAGAGAGAUCUGUCAUGGGACCAGAAUGGAUGGCUCAACUCUUCCCAGAACCUGGCUGGCACUGUGGCGACACUGUUCCCAAAUGCUUCGCUACACAGUUUCCUUGGUGUAUUUCCUAAUGCGUUUUGCAGCCGUGGUCCACGUGGUCUUCGCCUGCUUCCCGGAGGUGAUGCCCCAGGGCCUGGCAGGAUUGGGUCCAGUACACUCCUGGGAAGAUUUGGUGGUUCUCAUCACGUGACUGCCCAUGCAUGUGUGUCCACAGUAUUCCAUCAAUUCUGAAAUGCUGAUUAUUUUGCCAUUUUUUAACAUCUCUGAAAUUGAGAUGCAUCUUAAAUUGAUGGCAUCUUAAGCAUUCUGCCAGAGUUUAAUUGGCAGGGUUUUCUCUUGCUUAUAAUUCAUAGGAUAUUAACUUUGAUGAAAUGUGGCCUCGGUUCCUGAUGCGCGUGGUCGAGUGCAAUGGUCAAGAAAUCUUGAGAUGUUUUACGGUGCAAAAGCUGCUUUUAUUAUAGAAUGGGGACGAGGCCUGUGGGCAGAAAGAGCUGCGCUUGGCAACUGUGAGAAGCGACUGAUUAUAUAUUUUAAGUUUGUGGAGGAAGGGUGGGUAGAGAUAACGUAAGCUUCUAAGGAAUUUCUAUACGGUGAAAGGGGGGUCUACGGGACUUUGGAGGUCUGGCUUUUGUCAAGAUAAGGUUGUUUUUAGUCUGUAAUGAAACAUCAGCAUGAAGGCAGCCAUGAGUUUCUUGAACAAUGUCAUGCUCUUCAUGUCUCAGGUAUUUAUCAGUGGGUUACAAGUUGUAAGGAGAUUUAAUUUUAGCUAUACUUCUCUUGUCUUUGUUCCCUCAUCAGUUUCCCCACUUUGGCUAUCUUAAAAAAAAAUCCUGAUGACUGGUGCACACCAGCAUGCAUCUUUAUGUAAUAGAGGGGGUAUGACAGGGGCAUCAGGAUUUUUAGGAACUCCCAUGAGAUUUUAAAGUUUGAGCAACAGCAAAGUUUGAGAAAUGUUAAAAUACAGUAUUUCUGCCUUAUUCAGGCCUUUUUCCAGCUCCUAGUUUUCAUGGACAGCAUCUUUACAAAUUGUACUUAUUACAUAUGGUACACUCCUCUGUCUCAAUUAAUGAUGUCCUUCCAACUCCAUCCACUAAUCAUUGUUUAUUUUCCCAUUAGAAUGUCAGCUCCAGGAGGGCAGGAAUUUUGUUUGACUUGUUCUCUGUUAUAGCCUCAGCACCUAGAACACCUAGACAUAUUGUAGACACUUGAUAAAGAUUUGAUGAACGAAUGAAUAUUUCUUCUUUUAUAUUCAGUGCCCUGAUAAACUCAUUUUUU
Molecule: messenger RNA, 2626 nt
Organism: Ailuropoda melanoleuca (giant panda)
Lineage: Eukaryota; Metazoa; Chordata; Mammalia; Carnivora; Ursidae
Gene: DHODH
Product: dihydroorotate dehydrogenase (quinone)
Exons: 11
Coding region: 90-1541 (483 amino acids)
Biological process (GO): pyrimidine ribonucleotide biosynthetic process; 'de novo' pyrimidine nucleobase biosynthetic process
Cellular component (GO): cytoplasm; mitochondrial inner membrane
Molecular function (GO): dihydroorotate dehydrogenase activity
Source: RefSeq, a predicted model, not a curated record